AUGUCAUCCAGCCUCACCCCCCUCAAGCAACCCAUCGCACUGCGAACAGAAUACAUUGCAUCCCACCCAACGACCAUCCGAGUGAAACAGCACAGCAACAGCUGGUCCGGAGGCGACUUCACAAUCACAAAAUGUCCGACCGAUGAGUCUCCCCUCGCAGAGAAACUCUUCACAGUCGACGGGGACUUCAAGUCGAUCAGCCAGCGACGAUACUUCCAAGACGCCUCCGGUCUACCUUUAUUUGAGAUCGCCCAUAAGAGGCUCGGCGUGACAUGGUUUGUCCAUCUGCCUGGUGGGAGAGAGAGUGCGAGCUCCUCUCCCAUCGCGACAAUUGUGCCUCAAUGGCAUGCCCUCAAGGAUAAGUUUGAUGUCCAUUUGCACAAUGCCGCGGCGGAUGGAGAAGAAAUGGUACUGGAAGUGCGGGGGCAGGAUAUCUGGAAGUCGAAGACGCACGUUUAUUAUAACGGUGCCCUUGUCACAGCCAUUAAAUUGAAAGAUAUGGCCUCGGUGUAUAUACCCGGGAAACGACCGACGUGGGAGUUGGAGGUUGCUGAGGGAAUGGAUCUGUCUUUGGCUGCGAUUAUUGGGGUUGUUUUGGCUACGGUGUUGUACCAAAGUAGCUAUAAGGGAACGGCACCGAAGUCUGCCGAGUCAGACCCGGGUCCUGGAGUUGGAAGUAGUGGGAAGGAGUUAGCGCCAUAG
This is a messenger RNA of Aspergillus bombycis, 702 nucleotides long. RefSeq lists its product as uncharacterized. The transcript has 3 exons. The record is from RefSeq and is a predicted model, not a curated record. NCBI's taxonomy places the organism in Eukaryota, Fungi, Ascomycota, Eurotiomycetes, Eurotiales, Aspergillaceae. The coding region runs from base 1 to 702 and encodes 233 amino acids.